Molecule: messenger RNA, 1656 nt
Organism: Elaeis guineensis (African oil palm)
Lineage: Eukaryota; Viridiplantae; Streptophyta; Magnoliopsida; Arecales; Arecaceae
Product: actin-related protein 2
Source: RefSeq, a predicted model, not a curated record
GCUCCCUCUCAAGACCAGUGCGCGCGCAUGCGUGCAUCGCACGCGCUCCAUCCCCGCUUUGGAGUUCAGAAUUAGCGAAGAGAGGGGGAGGGAGAGAGAGCGGCGAGGAUGGACAACAGAAAUGUUGUCGUCUGCGACAAUGGCACCGGGUAUGUGAAGUGUGGAUUUGCUGGAGAGAACUUUCCUACCUCUGUGUUUCCGUGCGUGGUCGGAAGGCCGUUGCUUCGUUACGAAGAAUCGCUCAUCGAACAGGAACUGACGGAUAUUGUCGUGGGAGCAGCUUGUGCAGACCUUCGGCAUCAACUAGAUAUAUCUUAUCCUGUCAGCAAUGGAAUUGUGCAGAAUUGGGAAGAUAUGGGCCAUGUGUGGGAUCAUGCCUUUUACAGUGAACUAAAGAUAGAUCCAUCUGAAUGUAAGAUAUUACUUACAGAUCCGCCUCUCAAUCCUUCAAAAAAUCGUGAAAAAAUGAUAGAGACCAUGUUUGAGAAGUAUAAUUUCAGUGCUGUCUUCAUUCAAAUCCAAGCUGUUCUUACAUUAUACGCUCAAGGCUUGCUGACUGGUCUUGUCAUCGAUUCUGGUGAUGGUGUCACUCAUGUGGUUCCUGUAGUUGAUGGCUACUCAUUUCCCCAUCUAACAAAGCGAAUGAAUGUAGCUGGCAGGCAUAUAACAUCUUACCUUGUUGAUUUGCUCUCUCGUAGAGGGUAUGCCAUGAAUAGGUCCGCAGAUUUUGAAACUGUAAGGCAAAUAAAAGAAAAGCUAUGUUACAUUAGCUAUGAUUACAAACGUGAAUACCAGUUAGGCCUGGAAACUACUAUUCUUGUCAAGAAAUAUACUCUGCCAGAUGGAAGAGUUAUCAAAGUUGGUACUGAACGAUUCCAGGCCCCCGAGGCGCUUUUUACUCCGGAGCUUAUAGAUGUUGAAGGAGAUGGAAUGGCGGACAUGGCAUUCCGUUGCAUUCAGGAAAUGGAUAUAGACAACAGGAUGAUGCUGUACCAGCAUAUUGUUCUGAGUGGAGGGAGUACCAUGUACCCUGGACUGCCUAGCCGCUUGGAGAAGGAAAUUCUUGAUCGCUAUCUUGAAGUGGUUUUGAAAGGAAACAAAGAUGGGUUAAAGAAACUACGGUUGCGAAUAGAGGAUCCUCCACGGAGAAAGCAUAUGGUUUACCUAGGAGGUGCUGUCCUUGCUGGAAUCAUGAAGGAUGCACCGGAGUUCUGGAUUACCAGGCAAGAAUAUCAGGAAGAAGGAACUGCUUGUUUGCGAAAAUGUGGCCAAGCAUGAUUAGUUAGCAUAACAAAUGCAUAUACUUACAAAGUCCUUCGAGGAGCGGUGUCAGGAAUUAUAAUCUCUAGAUGAUACAGACAAAUGGGAGGCACCACUGCAACCAGAAAUUGAUGCUAUAAUCAUUAUCCAUCCACACAUAACAAAUCUGCAGGCAUUCUGUACUGGAAACUACUAGUUUUGACUUUUUUGUGUGAUACUUGUAAGUCGCAAUGAUGGUCAACCAAACCUCUGCUGUAACCAUAUUAAUAUCUGUAAAAAGUUUCAUAUAUAUCCAGUUUGUCAUCAAACGCUUUACCAGGAAGCCUUACCUGAACAAAAACUUACUUGUAAGAUCGUUGCAGAUUGUUAUCUUCCUGGUGAAGAACAUCUCUUCCU